AUGGAUGAAUCAUGGGAAAAAUGGUUUUCUAAUUUGGAAAUGGGUGAUGAUGAGUUUCAUGUGUUCAAUGAACACGACAUGAUGAUAUCUCUUGAGGAAGAAUUGAUGAAGGGAGAGAGUUCAGUGCCUCAUGAUUCGGAUUCUGCUAUCAACAACGACAACAACAACAUGGGCACUGACUCCACUGUGGUUUCAAAUGUUGCUGAUGAAUCGUUCCAUGCAAAAACUGAGAAGAGAAGAAGCAAUUUUCAGGCGCAACAGCACAUAAUGGCAGAGAAGAAGAGGAGAGAGAAACUCAGCACUAUGUUCGUAGAACUUUCAACCAUGGUUCCUGGUUUGAAAAAGGUUGGAUCAAGAUAUGUGUCAUUUGGAGAUGCUUCAAAGGCUGUAGCAAACGGUCGAGACACAAUUUUGUACUUGCAAAAGGAUGGUUGA
Vigna unguiculata (cowpea) is the source of this 435-nucleotide messenger RNA. RefSeq names its product transcription factor bHLH18-like. Gene Ontology annotation, molecular function: protein dimerization activity. The record is from RefSeq and is a predicted model, not a curated record. Lineage: Eukaryota; Viridiplantae; Streptophyta; Magnoliopsida; Fabales; Fabaceae.